ACACGAAAGCCCGUCGACUACACCACGGUGUCGCGCUCGCGCCGCCGUCAGUCGCCCGAAAGGUCGAAUCCGGUAUGGUGACGGUCGUGACCGUCGUCGCCUCCGUAGUAAGUGGUCGUCAUCGUCGUGAUUGCGCUGCCGCCGCCGCCGCCUCCACUUUUAGUCGCUGCUGCUAUCGCCGCCCCCGCCGCUUGUAUUUUUUAGUCGCGCGGCCAUGUAGUUGCGGAUAGUCGGCUGGCAGACGUUACGCGCGCGGACGACGUGAAGCAACAGCGGCGGACGACCAUCGCACGCGAACGUACGUGUAACGACAAUUGUAACAAUAACGGAACGGUUUUUUCGAGGACGGGAGAGAACGCCUACGGCCGACGAUCGUUCGACUGAGCUAUGCGAACGCGAUGGCUCGCGCGCCGCCACUUCCGACAGCCGGGGACGAUCACGUCCCUUUGGUCAACCGUCUGGUGCGCGUUGGAUACUACGAGAUGGAGAAGACCAUCGGCAAGGGCUAUUUCGCCGUCGUCAAGCUGGCCAAGCACGUCGUCACCAACUCCAAGGUUGCCAUUAAAAUCAUUGACAAAACACAAUUAAAAAAGGAUGAUUUGAAAAAAACAUUUAGAGAAAUUCAAAUUAUGUCAAAACUUAAUCAUCCUCAUGUAGUAAGAUUAUAUCAGGUUAUGGAAUCCGAAAAAAUGAUAUAUUUAGUUACUGAAUAUGCUGCUGGAGGUGAACUUUUUGACUUUUUGGUAAAAAAUGGAAGAAUGGAUGAACCAGCCGCUUGUCAUAUUUUUAAACAAAUUGUUGAAGCCGUUAGCUAUUGUCAUAACAACAAUAUUGUUCAUAGAGACUUAAAAGCAGAAAAUUUGCUUUUAGAUGCUAACAACAAUAUUAAACUUGCCGAUUUUGGAUUCAGCAAUCAUUUCUAUGAAGGAAAACUACUUUCUACUUGGUGUGGUUCCCCUCCAUAUGCAGCUCCAGAAUUAUUUCAAGGACUAGAGUAUGAUGGACCAAAAGCUGAUAUUUGGAGUUUAGGUGUGGUAUUGUAUGUAUUGGUGUGUGGUUCUCUUCCAUUUGAUGGACACACUUUAAAGGUUCUCCGUGCUAAUAUCCUUUCUGGAAUGUUUCGUGUGCCAUAUUUCAUGUCCGCUGCAUGCGAACAUUUAAUUCGACAUAUGUUAGUUAUUGAACCUGAAAAGAGACUAAGUCUGAAUCAAAUUGAGUCUCAUAAAUGGAUAAAACAAUUUUCAGAGCCAACUCCUAAACGAUUAACUGUUGAUAUAAACCCAAUGAUGAAUACUGCUGUUAUAGAACUUAUGUUACAGUUACCUGGUUUAGACAAAGAUAUGAUAGUCAAUUCCGUACAACAACAAAAAUAUGAUCAUGUCAGUGCAAUUUAUCAUUUGCUUGUUGAUAAACUUGAAUCAUCUGUCCAUCAAUGCAACAAUUCCAAUCAAUCGUUUGUCAAUGAAACCAAAAUAGAUGGAUCUGUUAACAUAAAUUCAAAUAUAAUUGAAAACUUACCAUUAUAUUCUAUGUCACUUUACACUCAAGAUUGUUCAAUUUAUGAUAGUCAGCAGUUAGAAAAAUAUGGAGAUGUUGACAUUGGAGAAUCUGCUGGUUUAAACAAGAUUCAAGAUAACCACCCAGUAACUACUCGACGCCAUACAGUUGGUCCGGGAAAUGGUUUAAUGACUCAAGUUAUGGAAUCACAUUAUAUUACACAUCUUCAUACGGGAUGUAAUGCAAAUGUAUUGCCAAAUACAAAUUUACCUUUAAAUAUUCCAUUAGUUGAAUGUCAAUCUCCCAAGAAUUUUACAAUAAAAGAUCAACAUUUAUUGAAACCCCCUCAAGUCAUGGGAGCAAAUAACAAUUUUGGUAGACGUGCUUCAGACGGUGGUGCUAAUUUACAAAUGUCUCAAAAGAUGAAUUGUACAUAUAGUGAACCUAGUAGCAAAGAAGAUUUAAAAAAACAAACAAAAAUAGAUCCAAAUGAUUUAAGAAAUGCAAUAAUUGAUCAAUCGAGUAAAGGAAACUUAUUGUCUGAAGAAAAUACUACUUCGGCCGGAUCAUCUAGUCGUUAUCCAAAAGUAAUAUGCAGUACCUCUAGACAUGGAAUAGGUAGUAAGGAUGAAAUUCAAACCCAACAAACUAAUCUACAAAAUACUAGAACUAGACGCAGUGGUGUUUUAACUGUAAUGGAUAGACCUCCAGUCAUUAGUCCUGAAGUGGUACGUGAAGUAGAAGCACGUAUGAACCGAGAGUAUAUACCACCACCAUUACCAUUGGUCAGCACUCCUAGACAUAAUCACCGCUUAUCACAGGUUUCAGUCUUGCCUACAGUUCAAGAACUCCAUAGACAUUCAGGCCGAGAAAGUUUAAAAGAUGUCAGUGGUUAUUUGCCAUCAGAACGAUAUAGUCCCGUCCGAAGAACAAGUGAACCAGUUGUUACAUCUAGUGAACAUCUAGAUCAACCUAAUAUACGGAAUAUACAACAAGAACACAUUCAAUUACAAGUAAUUCAAAAAUUGAGUGAAAAUACAUUGGAUACUUGGGGUCAUGAUGAAUUACAAAUGUUUCAUACAUAUCAUAUGCAAAGUUUACAAAUGUUAUCAGAUCGACCUUCAUUUUUAAAUCCUACCACAAAUCAUCAGGGUAAUUCAAAUAUUCUUAGUCAACAUUUGCAAAAUUUAAAUUUACACCAUUCUCCUUUAAUGAAUGCUCCACAAACUCAAGGUUCAAUAACUCAAGGUACUCCAAAAUAUACAUUAUCUAAUCAAAUUCCUGCUCCAUUGGAUCUACGAACAAACAGUAAAGUAAAUCCUCCGCCAACUAUUGUGGUUGAAACUAAAUCAUUAGAAAAUUGUGAAGAGAAAAUCCUUCCGAAUCCAGAAAUAUCAUUAAUGAUAACUAAUGAAGAUGGUGGUAUGAUGGAAGUAGAUCCAUUACAAAUGAAUUCUGUUGAUUCUGUGGACACUGUUAUUAAUAAUUUUCUGAAUAAAACAUAUAAUGAUCAACCAUUAUCAGCAAUACACAAUGAUUAUGAUAAGGUGAAUAAUGAUUUAACUGCUGGUAGAAAUGAAAUAAUUACAGAUAUAGAAUCUUCAACAUGUUUAAAAACCGCUCCACUUUUUUCUGAUUAUAUUCUUAAAAGAACAGCUAGCGAUGCAUUUGUUGUUGAUUUGUCAGAAUUUUAUUCAAAUUUCACAUCAGUUAAUAUACUCAACAUUGUCAAAUACUUAAUAUCAUCCAAUAUUCAGGCAUGGCCAGUAGUAGACAGACAGAAUGUUUUACAAUUUUCAACUGGCUUAAAGAUUGGGCUAGAAGUGUGUCCAAGCAAUACUGGGGCUAACUCAUAUUUAAAAAUUCAACGACUCUCUGGGGAUUUUACCGAAUACAAUAACAUUUGUCAUCAACUAGUUGAAGACUAUUUACCUUGUAAUGAAUAAUGUUAUUAAUCUUUAUGUUAUUUUUAAUCUUCUCAUGGCUGUGCUACUUUUGUGAAUGCAAAUAAUUAAUAUUAGCCAUUAGUUUUAUUAAGUGUAAGCGUCUCUUGAUAUUAGAAUUUAUAGCCCUAAAUUAUACUGUUGUGAAUUAUAACCAGUCAUAUUUGUUAAAUGUUGACUGAUUUCAAUGUAGGUAAAUGUAUUUAUUUAUUUCAAAAAGUUU
Sipha flava (yellow sugarcane aphid) is the source of this 3663-nucleotide messenger RNA. RefSeq names its product serine/threonine-protein kinase SIK3-like. Gene Ontology annotation, biological process: protein phosphorylation; intracellular signal transduction; microtubule cytoskeleton organization. The record is from RefSeq and is a predicted model, not a curated record. NCBI's taxonomy places the organism in Eukaryota, Metazoa, Arthropoda, Insecta, Hemiptera, Aphididae. The transcript has 21 exons. The coding region runs from base 399 to 3443 and encodes 1014 amino acids. Gene Ontology annotation, molecular function: tau-protein kinase activity; ATP binding; protein serine/threonine kinase activity. Gene Ontology annotation, cellular component: cytoplasm.